Loa loa (African eye worm) is the source of this 600-nucleotide messenger RNA. RefSeq lists its product as hypothetical. The transcript is spliced from 5 exons. The record is from RefSeq and is a predicted model, not a curated record. NCBI's taxonomy places the organism in Eukaryota, Metazoa, Nematoda, Chromadorea, Rhabditida, Onchocercidae. The coding region runs from base 1 to 600 and encodes 199 amino acids.
AUGGCUAAAGAAAGAAUAAUUGCUGGUGGUGACUAUGCGUUGAACAGCUCUGGCACUACAUCAAACGUUCGAGAAUUGCAGUUACCCGAGUUCACGGAUCCUGUUAUAAUUGUCGGUGGUGGUUUGGCUGGUCUCUCUGCUACACUUCAAGCAAUACAUGACGGCGCAAAUGUUAUUCUCAUCGAAGGUGAAAAGGAUUUGGGUGGUAAUAGUCAAAAGGCAUCAAGUGGAGUAGCAGCUUGUAAUACGGAAGCACAACGUGUUAGGCAAGUAAUUGAUUCACCGGAACUGUUUUAUUCCGAUACGAUGUCAGCGGGGGAUCGCGAGAAUGAUCACGUAUUAGUUGACCAACUAGUGCGUCAUUCACCUACUGCCAUACAGUUCCUCAUCGAUCAUGGGGUCGAUUUAUCCGACGUAAAUCUCUGUGGUGGACAUUCAGUAAAGAGAGUACACUGGAUACCGCAGCCGAAAGAGGGUAAACCAGUAGCGGUGGGAUUCAGUAUUAUCAAAGCACUGAAGGAAAAACUUCGCAUGCAUGAAAAAGACUAUCCAGAAAAAGUAGAGCUUUGUAAAUAUCAUGUUUUUGGUAAAGAUAUGUAG